Dendronephthya gigantea is the source of this 1420-nucleotide messenger RNA. RefSeq lists its product as uncharacterized. The record is from RefSeq and is a predicted model, not a curated record. The transcript is spliced from 3 exons. Bases 151 to 1419 code for a protein of 422 amino acids. Lineage: Eukaryota; Metazoa; Cnidaria; Anthozoa; Malacalcyonacea; Nephtheidae.
UCACUCGUGGCGCCUGGAACAAAUAUUCAACAUGUUGAAUAUUUUUUGGCACGAAUAACGCUUGCCUCCGUGUGUGCGCUGAAUUGAAGGAGCAAGCUCGCAACAACUGAAUAAUGCGCAUGCGUAUCAGCGACAGUAAACGAAAACAAAAUGGAGGAAAUAGCAAGAGAUUCCGAAGAAGAGGAAUUCGAAGAAAUGUUGCUUUUUUUGUUGCUUAUGCGACGACGUCGUAGGCGUUUACGAGCUGCAAAUCGGCAGACAUGGUCAAGGCGCUGGAUAUUGCGGAGAGAAACACAAGGGGCGCAUGCAAAUCUAAUUCGUGAGUUAAAUGCUGAAGAUCCAGAACGAUUCCGGCAAUACCAUCGCUUGAAUAGAGAAGCAUUCAAUGAAAUCUUGGGAAUGGUUUGCCCAUUCAUCUCAAAAAAAGAUACCCAUUUGCGAAGUGCACUAAAGCCGUCUGAGCGCCUAUCGGUAACUCUGCGAUUUCUUGCAACAGGUGAGACUUUUAGGAGUCUGUCAUUUCAGUACCGAAUAGGGGAAAGAACUAUUUCAUCAAUUGUUGAAGAAACUUGCAAAGCAUUGUACAUAGCACUAAAAGAAAUUUAUUUAAAGACUCCAUCUUCAGCAAACGAAUGGCUUCAAGUUGCCGCUGAAUUUGAAACAAAAUGGAAUUACCCCUGCUGCAUAGGGGCAAUCGAUGGAAAGCACAUAGCCAUACAACAACCAAGUUACAGUGGCUCAGAAUUUUUUAAUUAUAAGCACUUUUUCAGUGUUCUUUUGUUAGCAUUGGUAGAUGCAAAUUAUAAAUUCAUCUACGUAGAUAUUGGAGCGGCAGGACGUGCAGGUGACGCUGGGGUAUAUGGCGAAUCAACCUUAAAAAAAUCAGUAGCGUCCAAUUCACUUAACCUUCCAUCUCCUACAUGUCUUCCAGGAAAUUCAGUAUUUAAACUAAACUACCACAUUGUUGGGGAUGAUGCCUUCCCUAUGUCAAAGAAUCUCAUGAAACCUUACCCACAUCGCAACUUAGAACAAGAGAAGCGUAUAUUUAACUACAGAUUAUCACGUGCAAGGAGAGUGGUUGAGAACGCCUUCGGAAUUCUAGCUCACAGAUGGAGAGUUUUUCUGACUACAAUUAAAAUGUGCCCAGAUAAGUUGACAUAUGUCCUUUUUGCCGCUUGCUGUCUACACAACUACCUAGUGGAAAAAAACAAAUCAACAUACACAGCGGCUGCUGACUUAGAGAAUGCUGAUCAUACAAUUUCUGUAGGAAUGUGGAGAAAUGACCAAAGACUUACUGGUUUGCAAAGCAAUCCUAAUCACAACCCACCUAGAAAUGCCAAGGAUCAGCGUGAAAUCCUAACUACAUACUUUAACAAUCAUGGAUCUGUCCCAUGGCAAGACAAUAUGAUUGUACAAUAAA